AUGAGCGGGCGGCUGGCCCCGCUGUGCCUGCUGGCCCUGCUGCUGCCCCCGCUCCGGCCCGCGGCCCCCCUGUCCCCAGCUGAGCCCAUCAGCCAAGCCUACAGCCUGGCGCUGUACAUGCAGAAGAAUACAUCGACGCUACUCCAGACCUACCUCCAGCACCAGGGCAGCCCCUUCAGCGAUCCCGGCUUCUCAGCCCCGGAGCUCCAGCUCAGCAGCCUGCCCCCUGCUGCGGUCUCCUUCAAGGUCUGGCACGCCCUGGAUGACAGGGAGCGGCUGAGCCGGGCCCAGGAGGCCUUCCUGGCCCUGACCCAACACCUGCAGCUCGUGGGCGACGACCAGAGCGACCUGAAUCCUGACAGUCCCAUCCUGCUGGCCCAGCUCAGCGCUGCAAGACUCAGGGCCCAAGGCCUUCUGGGCAACAUGGCUGCCAUCAUGGCCGCCCUGGGGCUGCCUAUACCCAAGGAAGAGGACACUCUUGGACUUGUCCCCUUUGGGGCCUCCGCCUUCGAGAGGAAAUGUCGAGGCUACGUGGUAACCCGGGAAUAUGGUCACUGGACAGACCGGGUUGUGAGGGACUUGGCUCUGCUCAAGGCCAAAUACCCAGCCUAGAGGGGUAGGACUUCCGGUCGGAGGUUUCAGCACUUCCGCUUUCCCUCCCGGCCUUGCCGCAGGGCUAGAGGAGAUGCGCCCGGUGUGGCACGCAGGGCUGUGCACCAUGUCUUUGGGAGUAUCUUCCGGAAGCCGGGCCUGGAUGCCUUGUGCCCCGUGCCCUGCUCCUCCACCUCUCCCUGAUCUGAGUGUCUCCAAGGAGGCCAUUUUGCGGCUCACCAGUCACUGGCUAUCCUGGUGGUGAGGACCUGCCCCUGGCAAGAGGUCUGCUUUCUGCUCUGGGGGUGAGGGUGGGGGAUGGCCAGCCUGCUUCCUGGGCUCCCUUCCCCCCUCCCCAGAGUUCCCUUCCUUUAAUUUGGGGGCUGUGCGGGGCUGACUUCCGGUCUCCAUCUACCUCACUCCUGGGUGCAGCGAGGGCUUCUCCCAACCCAUCUGCCUUCUUCGUGCUACCUCACUGCGGCCACCUUUCCACUUCUGUCCGAAGGGGCUUCACUUCCUGAUCCAUAACCACGUCACACCUGUUUUCUGCUCGGGCCACACGCACUUCCUGUCUGUCCAGGACAGACAGAUGGCAUUCCCACCUUGGGACUCCCGAAUCUGAAUCUGCUUCUUCAGUGCCUUGUGGCUUUGUCUGGGGUCCCAGGCUGCACCCUGGGGAUCCUCCACGCGGUCUCCCCAUUUUUUUGUCUCCCCAUUUUUAACAGCUGCAUGUACAGGUCAUGUUCCUUUUCUUUUCUCUUUUUAAACAUUUUAUUUACAAAAAAACACAUUAAUUUAU
Oryctolagus cuniculus (rabbit) is the source of this 1390-nucleotide messenger RNA. The record is from RefSeq and is a predicted model, not a curated record. NCBI's taxonomy places the organism in Eukaryota, Metazoa, Chordata, Mammalia, Lagomorpha, Leporidae.